This is a messenger RNA of Tilletiopsis washingtonensis, 1111 nucleotides long. Its product is annotated as protein phosphatase 2A. Gene Ontology annotation, cellular component: cytosol. Gene Ontology annotation, biological process: peptidyl-serine dephosphorylation; mitotic cell cycle. The record is from RefSeq and is a predicted model, not a curated record. NCBI's taxonomy places the organism in Eukaryota, Fungi, Basidiomycota, Exobasidiomycetes, Entylomatales. Gene Ontology annotation, molecular function: protein serine/threonine phosphatase activity. Bases 1 to 921 code for a protein of 306 amino acids. The transcript has 4 exons.
AUGGUCGAGAUCUCUGAGCAGGAUGCGUGGAUCUCGCAUCUCGGCGAGUGCAAGCAGCUGGCCGAGAACGACAUCAAGCGGCUGUGUGAUAAGGCCCGCGAGAUUCUGCUCGACGAGUCCAACGUGCAGCCGGUGCGCUGCCCGGUGACCGUCUGCGGUGAUAUCCACGGCCAAUUCCACGACCUGUCCGAGCUCUUCCGCAUCGGCGGCAACUCGCCCGACACGAACUACCUCUUCAUGGGCGACUACGUCGACCGCGGCUACUACUCCGUCGAGACGGUGACGCUGCUCGUCGCGCUCAAGGUGCGCUACCGCGACCGCGUGACGAUCCUGCGCGGCAACCACGAGAGCCGGCAGAUCACGCAGGUGUACGGCUUCUACGACGAGUGCCUGCGCAAGUACGGCAACGCCAACGUGUGGAAGUACUUCACAGACCUGUUCGACUACCUGCCGUUGACGGCGCUCAUCGACGAGCAGAUCUUCUGCCUGCACGGCGGCCUGUCGCCGUCGAUCGACACGCUCGACCACAUCCGCUCCAUCGACCGCAUCCAGGAGGUGCCGCACGAGGGCCCGAUGUGCGACCUGCUGUGGUCGGACCCCGACGACCGGUGCGGCUGGGGCAUCUCGCCGCGCGGCGCCGGCUACACGUUCGGGCAGGACAUCAGCGAGGCGUUCAACCACAACAACGGCCUCACGCUCGUGGCGCGCGCCCACCAGCUCGUCAUGGACGGCUUCAACUGGUCGCAGGAACGCAACGUCGUGACGAUCUUCAGUGCGCCGAACUACUGCUACCGCUGCGGCAACCAGGCGGCGAUCAUGGAGAUCGACGAGAACCUCAAGUACACGUUCCUGCAGUUCGACCCGGCGCCGCGGGCCGGCGAGCCGCUCGUGUCGCGGCGGGUGCCCGACUACUUCCUCUGAGAGGCGCCGCGCCGCGCCGCGCCGCAGCUGCCACGUCCCCCGUUCCCCGACCCCCCACGCCCCCUGCCCCUGUAGCACGAUAUACGCAAGAGACCCAGGAGAAAGAGUUGGACACGACGCGGAGAGCUGCGGCGUGCGUGCGGCCGGAGCACCUGCCCUGCUGGUGUGGCGGACAAUGCCAGAGCAUUCC